CAGUUUUCCAACACUAAACGCAAAACUCCACGUUAUGGCUGCGACACAACAAACAGAAUUCGGCAACAAUUUUCGGCUAAUUGUUGAGAAGAUCUUUAACAAUUGGCAAAAUUUGCGAUUGGCUGUGGAGCAUGGGAUGGGAGGGCGCAAUGGCCAGCAGGUGGCCAUACAAAUAAUGGAUUACACAUACCAAUAUUGUAUUGGCAACGAGAACAUUACCCAAGGGGAACUGCAGGAAGUGAUCGAAGAGCUCAUGGACCAGGAAUUCAAUACGCUGUGUGACGAUCACUCCAUACCGGAAAUAUGCCGCAAUUUGUUGCGAUACAAGCAAUUGGCGUUGCAAGGGCAUUAUGCACAGAUAGAAACAGAGCUGAGCAAGCUGCCGCAGGGCAAAGACUGGCUGCGUCCAGAUGUCAAAAUCACAUACACACCCGUUGCGGGAGACUCGUCGUCGGACGAGGAUAUGGACGAAGAUGACGAUGACAUGGAGGACGACGAUGAGAGCGAAGAGGAGGCUGCUUCCAGUAGCCGAGUUACCCGCUCUCAGACACGCAAGAAACAAGCCGAGGAGUUCGUUGAGCCUGAAGAGGGUUGGACCACGGUGCGCACGGGGCGUAGAAAGUGAGGAUUGUUAAAAUAAAAACACGAAUUGUUAGUUGUAA
This is a messenger RNA of Scaptodrosophila lebanonensis, 662 nucleotides long. RefSeq names its product pre-rRNA-processing protein TSR2 homolog. Gene Ontology annotation, biological process: maturation of SSU-rRNA from tricistronic rRNA transcript (SSU-rRNA, 5.8S rRNA, LSU-rRNA). The transcript is spliced from 2 exons. Gene Ontology annotation, cellular component: nucleus. NCBI's taxonomy places the organism in Eukaryota, Metazoa, Arthropoda, Insecta, Diptera, Drosophilidae. The record is from RefSeq and is a predicted model, not a curated record. Bases 35 to 625 code for a protein of 196 amino acids.